AUGAGUCAAUUAACAAGGCAAGUUAUUGGCACACAGUCACAAAGUGAUAGUAAUCAACUACGAAGAUCUCAGAAUAUUAGUGGUCCACAAAAUGUUAACCAACUACGAAGAUCACAGAAUAUUAGUGGUUCACAAAAUGUUAACCAACUUCAAAGAACCUCGAAUAUCAGAAGACAAUCUUUAAGACCUCCGAACACUGUUGCUGUUCAACAUUAUGCUGACCUAAUUGGUGGCAUAAAUCCAAAUUUAUUCGAUAGAACGCAGGAAGCAGAAAAUUCACCGCCACAGAGUGCUCAAGUUUCAUUGAUGUUGAUUUCAGGAUUUUCGUUCCAAUAA
This is a messenger RNA of Dentiscutata erythropus, 336 nucleotides long. The record is from the annotation of a GenBank genome assembly. NCBI's taxonomy places the organism in Eukaryota, Fungi, Glomeromycota, Glomeromycetes, Diversisporales, Gigasporaceae.